Molecule: messenger RNA, 4983 nt
Organism: Electrophorus electricus (electric eel)
Lineage: Eukaryota; Metazoa; Chordata; Actinopteri; Gymnotiformes; Gymnotidae
Gene: pan3
Product: poly(A) specific ribonuclease subunit PAN3
Biological process (GO): nuclear-transcribed mRNA poly(A) tail shortening; mRNA processing; protein phosphorylation
Cellular component (GO): P-body; PAN complex
Molecular function (GO): ATP binding; protein kinase activity; poly(A) binding
Source: RefSeq, a predicted model, not a curated record
GGUUGCUGAUAUACCUCUGUUAUAAACCAUUUGGAAUUUCAGAGCCUCAUAUCUUGAACUUGCAAAGUGUAUUUCACAAAACUUUGUAUGUCAGAUUUCGUACUGUAUUUUUCAAUAGGUUUGUGGAAAAUCGCGUUGUUACUUUGACUUUCAACUGAAGGCUCUGUUCUCCAACAGCGCUAAUUACAGUGUACCACUUCGUACCCACAAUGCACAGCGACGCUAGUUAGCCUUAGCUGAACGGAGGAAGAGAAUUGAAAACAACAACAGCGUGAUCCAAGCUGAACAACGGGCAGGCUAACUGCAGGGGCUAGCUUUACAUGCCCAGCGACAGUUGAUAUCAAUUUAAAAAGCACAAUGUCUGUCUGACGUAUCUGUCUGGAUGAUACGACUGAUUUUACGGCGAAGUUUCGUGCGAGACGCCGAUUGUUUCAUUGAAUAAGGCGUUUCAGAACUUACCGACAUCUCUCUAUGUUUGAGUAUCUUCCGGCGGCGGCGGCAGCGGUGCCAUGAAUAGUGGACUCCCAGCGUCAGCUGCUCCGCUUGGGGGUGUCGGAAUACCUGGUGUCAAGGUGAAAUUCUGCCGCUACUAUGCGAAAGAUAAGACUUGUUUUUAUGGAGACGAGUGCCAGUUCCUGCACGAGGAUCCGUCCGUGGCAAACCUGGCUCUGCACGGCGGCGGAGGCAGUCCCGUUCCUUUAUCAAUUGCUGGAGGUGCUGUGACGGCAGCAGGGUAUCCACUCGGGGGAAACUCGGCGGCCUGUCCUAGCAGUGGUCCAGCUAAUGUUCCCAAAAAAAGUGACUCCCUUGGGCCUGCAGGAUCCCCUCUGGAUGGGCAACUGCUAACCAUCCCUGGGAUGGAGAGUGGAGCUCUCAGUGAUGCCAGUCUGACCAACUCCUAUUUCAGCAGUAGCUUUAUUGGGGUCAAUGGAUUUGGGAGCCCAGCAGAGUCUAAGUAUUCAAUGAUGCAGAGGAUAACCAGCAGCAGCAGUUCCCCAAGCCUCCUGAAUGACGGUGCCAAGAGUUUCAGCCACAGCGCUCAUGAUCCAGUGAAUUCCCCCACUUCCUCCCUGUUUAGCGACUUUGGUGCUUUGAGCAUAUCGCAGAGGAGGAAGGCUCCUAAUCCAGCAGCCACCGAGUUCAUCCCUAAAGGAGCUCCGCGCAUGGCCACCCUGUCCCAGGCGGCCGUGCAGACAUUUCCCUCGACCCUCUUGACCCACCCGAGCCUGGGCAGCUCAACCUCAGCAGCCCUUGCACCUGGUAUGUCACUGUCUGCAGGCUCAUCUCCUCUCCAUUCCCCCAAAAUCACCCCCCACACUUCCCCUGCUCCGCGGCGCCGCAGCCACACCCCUAACCCCAACAUGGCCAAUUACAUGGUGCCCACCACUGCGUCUGACCAAGGGGGUGGCGCCCACGUGAUCCAGAAGGAGACUGUGGGUGGGACCACCUACUUCUACACUGAUAACACCCCUGCUCCCAUGGCUGGAAUGGUGUUUCCCAAUUACCAUAUCUACCCGCAAACAGCACCUCAUGUGGCAUACAUGCAGCCCAAAGCCAAUGCUCCAUCCUUUUUUAUGGCCGAGGAGCUCCGACAGGAGUUGAUUAACAGGCAUUUGAUAACAAUGGCCCAGAUCGAUCAGAGUGAAAACCCAGGAGUUCCAUCCGAGGUAGACAGCUACCAUAGCCUCUUUCCCCUGGAGCCCCUCCCACCUCCCAACCGCCUACAGAAAAGCAGCAACUUCAGUUAUGUCACUUCCUGUUACAAGGCAGUCAACAGCAAAGAUGAUCUGCCUUACUGUCUCAGGAGGAUACAUGGCUUCAGGUUGGUAAACACCAAGUGCAUGAUGCUGGUGGACAUGUGGAAGAAGAUCCAGCACUCCAAUGCCGUCACCCUCCGAGAGGUCUUUACCACCAAGGCUUUUAGCGAUCACUCACUGGUGUUCUCAUACGACUUCCACGCCGGGGCAGAGACCCUGUACAGCAGGCACUUCAAUGACCCAACAGCCGACUCCUUCUUCACCAAGCGGAAGUGGGGCCAACACGAGCCACCCCCUCCUAGGCAGCAUGCGGGCCUGCUGCCCGAGUCUCUGAUCUGGGCCUACAUCGUGCAGCUGAGCUCAGCCCUACGGACCAUCCACACAGCCGGCUUAGCCUGCAGAGUCAUGGACCCCAGCAAGAUCCUCAUCACUGGAAAAACCCGGUUACGGGUGAACUGUGUGGGAGUGUAUGAUGUCUUAACCUUUGACAACAGUCAGACCAACCACUUGGCACUCAUGCCCCAGUACCAGCAAGCAGAUCUGAUCUCCCUGGGGAAGGUGGUGUUGGCCCUGGCUUGCAACUCUCUGGCUGGCAUUCAGAGAGAGAACUUGCAAAAAGCCAUGGAACUGGUGUCUAUCAAUUACUCAUCUGACCUUAAGAACCUCAUCCUGUACUUGCUGACCGAACAGAGUCGUCUGCGCAGUGUCAAUGACAUCAUGCCCAUGAUUGGCGCCAGGUUCUACACUCAACUGGAUGCCUCGCAGAUGAGAAAUGAUGUCAUUGAGGAAGAUCUGGCCAAGGAGGUGCAGAAUGGCCGCCUGUUCCGUCUGCUGGCCAAACUGGGAACCAUCAACGAGAGACCAGAAUUUCAGAAGGACCCCACAUGGUCCGAGACGGGGGAUCGCUACUUGCUCAAACUCUUCCGGGAUCACCUGUUCCACCAGGUCACUGAGGCUGGCAUGCCCUGGAUCGACUUGAGCCACAUUGUGUCUUGUCUCAACAAGCUGGACGCAGGUGUGCCGGAGAAAAUCAGUCUUGUGUCACGGGACGAGAAGAGUGUGCUGGUGGUGACCUACUCCGACCUGAAACGCUGCUUCGACAGCACCUUCCAGGAACUUCUGGCUGCCGCCAACAGCCCCCUGUAGCGCCCCCCCACAGGCAAGGGGUGGGACUGCCUGAACCGGAGCACAUUGCACUACAGUGACGGACGAUGGGCGCAGAACGAUGAUCUCACGGCCAGGGCGGAGCCAGCUGGUUAUUCACCUCCAGUCAGAUACACUGUCCUGUCCAGAAAGGAAGUUUUUUUUUCUAAAGCAUAUUUUUUUAGUUUUCAUAACCCCACAGCUAUGGAAUUAUGGACAUGUUGACAGCUGUGAUGAAUUUUUUUAGACUUGGGGAACAAAGAUAAUGAUGAAAAGAAAAAAUAUAGACACUUUCUUGCUUUUAUUUUUAUUUUCUUGGUUUUUAUUUUUUUCUGUGGAGGAUGCACUAAAAAUUUUAAGUUUUUCUUUUUUAAAAAAAGUGAACGUGUGUGGUUUCCACAGGGUGUACUGAGACCUCACACAAAAAGGGCGGGGACUAGACCGCCCAAAAAAAAAAACAAACCCCCCCCCCCCCCCACAUUUUGGGGGGGGGGGGGUGUGCUUUUCAACAGUCUCCUCCCCUUACAUCUGUUUAGGCACUGCGAGCCAGGACAGACCACUUGCCAUUACGUGCAGAACCCAGACCACUUUUUGCCCUCAUUCUCACAUUGAUGGAACAGACCACUGAGUUUCUCUGGGUGAGGGGUGGGCAAAUUGCUGUUGAGACUUGACCACUGAUCGACUGAGCGUGUGGCAUAUGGUGCUGUUUAUUCCCCACCCCCACCCCUGCAAGCAAGGCUUGCCCCAAAGGCUAGUGGGAUUGAGAGGAGGUUGCAUGGCUAAUUGGCUGGGUGCCAUGGCCAUGUUACUUUGGUGGCACUGACAAAUGGGUGAGCUCUCCCAUUGCUGUGUAAGACUUUAUUACUGCAGUUAUGCAACCUCCAAUUUUUUUUAGUUUUCAUGGAUGCUUUUGCAAUGUGACACGGAAAUCAAAAUUGGCAAGAAUGGAUUUUUUUUGUCUUUUAAUCAGGCUUUCUAGGUCUGGAAAGGAACCAAAGAACUGGACCAUGUUAGGAAGGGAACCAGUUCUGCCUCAUUGUGGAAUGUCCCCUCUCUCUGACCAUGCCCCCCUCCCCUCCAGCCCACUGGUGCAGACUUUAUGCCCAUAAUCUUGCUUUCACUCUUUCACGACCCAGCCUUCAGCCUGCCUCCAACCCCCUGGUCCAUGUAGUCCGUCAUUGUCUCUAGACUGUUGAUGUACUGGACUUGGUCAAUUAAUUAAGCUCUUAUGUCACUGUGGGUUUGCUGGUUCUCGUUCUUACUGAGCUGUUGUGCAGUGAUGCAUGAUAGGAUGUUAGAAACUCACUUUCACCUCACUGAAGUAAAAAAAUUCUGUGGACCAAUCCCAGCAGGAGUUCCUAGGAGGGAGGGCAGAAGGGGCAGGGCUAGUUGGGGUCGUGUUUGAUUUAGCCUUUGUUUCUUUGACCUACAGAUCAUGUGAUGGCAACGUGCUGGAAAAUACAGAGCAGACAGAACUCAACCUCUAACCCAGGUAAAGGUGGGGGCGGGGUGGUGGUGUGUGUUUGCACUUGGAGCAGUUUGGAAUUCUCUCAGGAUGACUCCCGAAUAAGCCAAUGAUUGAAUGUGUUUGACCUGUCAUUGGUGACCCUUUCCAAUCAAUGAGUUGAGCUGCAGGGGAACGGGUGGGAUGAGUUGCAGGUUUGACAGAGCCACACUGGACAGAGAGGGGGUCAGGGUGGAGCCUGUUAUACUGAACUAUAGUGAGGAUGCUGUGGUAGAAUCGUGUACUCUUUGGUUUCUCCUGUUUUUAGUGGUAAAAACAGUCAGUGAACUUGGUGAAUCUGGUGCCAAGCCUCUCCCUUCCUCUGAAUACCCUUACAACGUUCCAGUGUACCCAGCCAAUUCAGCUGAUUUUCAUAUCAUGACCCCCGCACCCUAAAAAUCACACUCCUGUAAAACAAAAAGAAUUUUGCUUACCCACACACACACACCAACACAACACACUUAAACACACAUGCACAUACUCACAAUCUUAGUACGUUUUAUGCCCUUAUGUUCAUUGUCUCACAUUUUGCAAUAUUUGUGUGUACAACAGUAUUUUAAUAAAGAAUACAAAACAUUA